This is a messenger RNA of Dalotia coriaria, 845 nucleotides long. It is a transcript of the gene Prosbeta3, whose product is annotated as proteasome subunit beta type-3. The coding region runs from base 154 to 771 and encodes 205 amino acids. Lineage: Eukaryota; Metazoa; Arthropoda; Insecta; Coleoptera; Staphylinidae. Gene Ontology annotation, cellular component: proteasome core complex, beta-subunit complex; proteasome core complex. Gene Ontology annotation, biological process: proteasome-mediated ubiquitin-dependent protein catabolic process. The record is from RefSeq and is a predicted model, not a curated record. The transcript is spliced from 3 exons.
CGCUACGUGAGGCGCUCCUGUCAUUUGUCAUCAUCGGUCGUGCUCACCGGUUGUUGGAGGAAAACUUCGAGUCAUUCUGCGCUAGUUAUACAGAAUUCAGAGCUAAAUUAUUGGAUUAUUUUCGAGAAGAGUGUAGAACAAGUCGUCAUCAAGAUGAGUAUUAUGUCCUACAAUGGUGGUGCGAUGGUGGCUAUGAAGGGUGAUCAAUGCGUAGCAAUUGCCACCGACAAACGCCUUGGAAUCCAGGCUCAAACCGUUGCAUUAGACUUUAAAAAAGUGUUUGAGAUGGGCCCCCAUUUGUAUGUGGGUCUGCCUGGUCUUGCCACCGACACACUCACAGUCAUGGAAAAGUUGCGUUUUCGCAAGAAUCUUUAUGAGUUACGCGAAAACCGUCAGAUAACGCCUAAGGUGUUUAGUUCAAUGGUGUCCAACAUGCUCUAUGAGAAGCGCUUUGGGCCGUUUUUCGUGGAACCAAUUGUUGCCGGCUUGGACCCACACACUUAUAAGCCAUUCGUGUGUAAUAUGGACUUGAUCGGCUGCAUCAACGAACCGGAGGACUUUGUCGUCGGCGGGACAGCGUCCCAGCAGUUGUAUGGAAUGUGUGAGGCACUCUGGGAGCCAAAUAUGGGACCAGAGGAACUGUUUGAGACCAUUUCACAAGCACUCAUGAACGCGUUCGAUAGGGAUGCUGGCUCAGGUUGGGGCGCAACCGUUUAUAUAAUAGAGAAGAACAAGAUGACGGUAAAAGAAUUGAAGACACGUAUGGAUUAAGCAAAUACUUUACACAUUAUUACUUAUAAGUGAUACUUUUCUCUUUUUAUAAUAAAUUUGGUUGGAAGGUGGAA